Messenger RNA from Apis mellifera (honey bee), 1976 nucleotides. RefSeq names its product cytochrome P450 306a1 (gene phtm). Gene Ontology annotation, biological process: xenobiotic metabolic process. Gene Ontology annotation, molecular function: iron ion binding; oxidoreductase activity, acting on paired donors, with incorporation or reduction of molecular oxygen, reduced flavin or flavoprotein as one donor, and incorporation of one atom of oxygen; heme binding. Bases 390 to 1889 code for a protein of 499 amino acids. The record is from RefSeq and is a predicted model, not a curated record. The transcript is spliced from 8 exons. Lineage: Eukaryota; Metazoa; Arthropoda; Insecta; Hymenoptera; Apidae. Gene Ontology annotation, cellular component: intracellular membrane-bounded organelle; cytoplasm.
UGUGUGUGUUAAUAGCACAGUUUAAAAAUGUAACGACCUGUGUCGAAACUGUUUGUGAUCAUUCGAUGCAAAGCGAAACAUUCGGAAUCGGAGCGGACAAAUAGUGGUUUGUUUCACAAUUGUAAAAUAGUCGAUCAACGAUUUGAUAGUCAAAAUUUACCAGGCCUGACUCGAAUAUAUCAUGAGAAUGGAAGGAAUCGUAUAUCGUUUGCAUCACGUUUAAGGAAACUAUAUUAUUCUCCAGACUCGAUGCUCACUCGAUCGUCACUUGCUGUUUCUCCGUUUGAACUUUUUUUCUCUUCCAUAUCUCGUUCAAUAUCCAACCGAUUUUUCAUACAUAAAUUCGUGCGUAUCUCUGCGGUAAGACAGAAUCAACAAGCAAAUUAACGAUGAUUCUCGACCAUUACAUCGCGAUAUUCGUUUUACCCUUCCUCCUUCUUCUAUACGUUGUUCGCAAAAAUCGGAAAGCCCGUCGUCUGCCGCCCGGUCCUUGGCAACUUCCGCUCCUUGGCUACCUUCCAUGGAUCGACGCGGAGAAACCUCACGAAACUCUGACGAGAUUGUCGCGAGUUUACGGCCCCGUGUGCGGUUUCCGUAUGGGCUCCGUGUACACCGUUUUGCUGUCGGAUCCGCAACUGAUACGCCAAUCGUUCGCAAAAGACUCCAUCACGAACCGAGCGCCUUUGUACCUUACCCACGGAAUUAUGAAAGGUUACGGUAUAAUUUGCGCGGAGGGGGAACAGUGGAAGGAUCAGAGGAAAUUUAUCAGCAACUGUCUGCGAAAUUUCGGCAUGGUGAAGCACGAAGGAGCGAAGCGUGACAAGAUGGAGGAACGAAUAUCGGAUGCGGUGAACGAAUGCGUAUCAGUAUUGAGAGAUCGCGGUGCGAACGGGCCGAUCGACCCGUUGGACACCCUCCACCACUGCUUGGGCAAUCUCGUGAACAGCAUCGUGUUCGGGAAAACGUACGAGGAGGAAGAUCGGAUUUGGAAAUGGCUGAGGCAUCUGCAGGAAGAGGGCGUGAAGCAAAUUGGCGUCGCUGGACCUCUCAACUUUCUACCCUUUCUCAGAUUUCUGCCGCAAUACGGCCGAGUGAUACGGUCGAUCGUCGAUGGGAAGGAUAAAACGCACGAGAUAUAUCGGCAAAUACUGGACGAGCACCGGGCGCGAGUCGACUCGGGGAAUGGAUGUAAGAUCGACAGCUUUUUAGCGGCAUUCGACGAGCAAAUGAGGAAGAAAGACGGCGCGGAAUCGGGAUAUUUCACCGAGCCCCAGCUCUAUCAUUUGCUCGCCGAUCUGUUCGGUGCUGGAACCGACACCACGUUGACCACCCUUCGUUGGUUUCUCUUAUUCAUGGCCGCCCAUCCCAUGGAACAGGAAAAGAUACAGUCGGAAAUGGAUCUGUGCUUGAGGGAAGGAGAGCAGCCUACUUUGAACGACAGAAUCGUCAUGCCCCGUCUCGAGGCAGCCAUAGCCGAGGUGCAGAGGAUUAGAAGCGUUACCCCCCUCGGUAUCCCUCACGGAACAUCAGAGGAUGUGGAAAUAGGUGGUUACGAUAUACCGUGCGGCGCCAUGAUCGUGCCCAUGCAAUGGGCUAUCCACACGGAUCCCGCUUACUGGCGCGACCCCCUCGAAUUUCGACCCGACAGAUUCCUGUCCGAGGAUGGAACGUUCUUCAAGCCUGAGUCGUUUCUUCCGUUCCAAAAUGGGAAACGCGUCUGCGUUGGAGAAGAAUUGGCGAGAAUGAUACUGUUCCUGUUCGCCGGGCGAAUUCUACGCGCGUUCUCUGUGCGUGUACCAGCGGGCGAGAUCGCCGAUCUCGAAGGCGAGUGCGGUAUCACGCUCGUCCCGAAGCCCCAUCGGUUGGCGUUCGUCGGGCGGGAUCGAUGAGAUUUUUUUUUUUUUAUUUUUUUUACUUUUUCUGUACGAACGAGAAAAAUUUCAUUUCGAGAAAAUAAAGUAUCUUUUGAAGAUUUA